UGCGUGUCAGCGGUGGACAACAGUGCAAAAAUAAGUUCAAGCCGUUAACUGUGACAACAGUCUAUAUAACUUUAAAUCUGUCCACGCGGAGAAGUAAACUGAGCCAGAAUUGCGCAUUGUGCAUUCGCCGGGCUGUAGAGGCACGUCCCAUCAGAGGAUCUUACGGAGAUUUGUCACACGCACACACACACGUUGUUGCGGUCCACGUUUGCUGCUGGUUGUCAAAAGCAUCAUUCCUUUGGACUUCGAGGGAAAGUCUGACGUGUUCUGAACUUGAUGCACGCGCGUUGUGUGUCGGACUUUUCUAGACAUGUGAAGAAAGUUCAUGGACGCUUAAACUUUGUUGCCACCAGUUAGAGGGAACUAAAACCGCAGAGCUGAAGAAGGAUAUUUGAAGUCUCGUUGCUCUAAGGACAAUUUCUCUGCAACCACAUGUGUGCUUUACCACAGUGAAGCGAGGACGAGUAAGGUUGGUGGUUUUGAAUUCACGAGUCUCAAGUUUCUGCCGCCCUGGCCAGUGAUAUUAACGCGUGAAUUUGACCUGGGAUAAGUUGUCAACAAGAGGCAAAGUGGCAGGUGUAUAAGUACAUUUAAAUGCAUGGGCAUAUGUUUUUCUAUAAAUAGGAGCUCGUGCCUAUGUAUUAGACCCUGGCCUGUCAACUUAACCAGUCGUCUUCAUCAUAACCCCAGUGAAACACACGCGUGACACUUUGGCUGUUAGGGUAGGUGUCGUCGCAUGGACUGACAUGGCCACCGAUCUCGCCAUGAGCGCAGAAUUGCCCAACAGCCCUCUGGCUAUUGAGUAUGUCAACGACUUCGACCUCAUGAAGUUUGAGAUCAAGAAAGAGCCCCCGGAGGCCGACCGCUAUUGCCACCGUCUUCCACCCGGUUCGCUGUCCUCCACCCCAAUCAGCACACCCUGCUCAUCGGUGCCUUCCUCGCCCAGCUUCUGCGCCCCCAGCCCUGGUUCGCAGCCUGGCCAGAACCUCGUAAACGGCGUCAACAACAAUAACAACAACAGUGGCAACGGUAACAACAACACCCAAGGCUCCUCGGGGAAACCGCAGAUGGAAGAUCUCUACUGGAUUCCCAAUUAUCAGCAUCACAUCAGUCCAGAGGCCCUCAACCUGACGCCCGAGGACGCGGUGGAAGCGCUCAUCGGUAACGCGCACCACCACCACCAUCACCAUCACCACCAGCCCUACGAGGGAUUCCGCGGGCAGCAGUAUGUGGGAGAAGAUCUCUCCGCGGCCACGAACGGUCAUCACCAUCCGGUGCACCACCAUCAUCAUCACCACGGCCACCACGCACACGCGCGCCUCGAGGAUCGCUUCUCGGACGAGCAGCUGGUGAGCAUGACAGUGCGCGAGCUCAACCGGCAGCUGAGAGGCUUCAGCAAAGAGGAGGUGAUCCGUCUGAAGCAGAAAAGGCGAACCCUGAAGAACCGCGGCUACGCGCAGUCGUGCCGCUACAAGCGCGUGCAGCAGCGCCACAUGCUCGAGAGCGAAAAGUGCACGCUUCAGAGCCAAGUGGAGCAACUCAAGCAAGACGUGGCGCGCCUGAUCAAAGAGCGGGACCUGUACAAGGAGAAGUACGAGAAGCUCGCGAGCCGAGCCUUUAACGGCGGCGGCAACACUCGGGACCCGUCCAGCGGCAAUCACGGCAAAACCACUUCCACGGAUUUCUUCAUGUGAGAGUGAUUCUUGUUAAAGACUUUUCCCCUCACCAACGUAUUUGUUUUUUAUGAUUUUCAGUGUGAUUUUAAUUUUAGUUGGUUUUAUAAACACUCAGAGGUUCGCUUUAGAACAUACACUCUUUUAAAUAAAAGUUGUGCAGUCUGAUGCAAACGGAAAACAUUUUUGAUUUUGUACUGGAUCUUUAAAGAACCCAGAUAACCAAUAGAAAUCUGGGGAGCCCAUAUUGUCAAAUCCAAACCUUUUUCUUCUUCAAAGUGCCACCCACUUUUAUAGCCGAUGGAGUUAUUGAUUAGAAGUUCUUUGUUGAACUUUAAGUGCUGAAAAGAAACUGCAAAACAUUUAUUUCUAAGAGUGUACAACCUAACAUUACAGCGCCAUAUUUAAAAACCUUCACUUCUUUUGUAUGUACGUACUGCACCAUAAAAGUCUUAAGGUUAGUGUAAUGUUAGGAUUAUAUUCCACAAAGACUGCACGGACCCUUCUACUUCACAAAACCUCCGAUCAAAAUAUGGGAUCACGCAUAACCUCCAGAGAAACACAUCAAUUUUGGAUUUUGUCAUUUAUUUAUUUAUUUUUUGUUUGUUUUAGUAUUAGGUUAACUGCAAACUCCGACUUGUUUGUGUUAGGGACAUACAGUCGCCUCCUUAAACUUUUUUUUUUUGUCUUAACGGAUUGAUUAGUCUUAAUGGCGAUGAGGAAAAAAAUGGAACGAAAUGGACUUCUGAUGGAGCGAUGAUAGAAUUAAAACAUGAGCCAGAAAGGGAGAUAGCAAUACAUCAUUGACUUUUCUCAGUUAUAAACUGAGGUUGAGGGGACUUGUGAAUUUUGAGGGCCCUCAAGCAUUGCUCAAGUCUGCAUUACCCCACCAAUCCUGCAUGCGGGACAUGUAUGGUACUCCAAACGCGUCAGGUCCUUUCUCUCUUCCCCAUACAGCACUUGGAUGAAAAGCAUGGCCCUUAACCACUCUCUUUAUUUCGUUUCUUCUGCUCGACACAAACCGUGUAUGUGAAGGAACUCAUCCGUACCUGCGAAAUCACAUGAUACCAGACAUUACGUUUAUUUUCUAUUGUUUUUAAUGCAAGAACUAAGAAGAAAAAAAUACACCGAACUGAGCCAGAGUUAUUUAUUUCCACUUGUACAUAUGUAGAGGUCAAUUGGUGUGUUAAUUUACCCUUCUUUUUAAAGUCCUUUUUGCUUGAUUAUUUAAAACGUCUUAAUACAAUGUUUGUAUGUAGUAGCAUGCAAAUUACAGAGAUAUUCUAUCCUACUGAAUAUGUACAAUUUCAAGGAAAGCCUACUGCACUAUGAUUCGAAGAAUUGGGAUUUAAUAUAAUAUUUCCUCUGUGAUAAUCGAAUUGCUGUCAGGGUGGGCAUAGUUAGUCGAUCUAAAGUGCAAAUAAACACAAGGAAUUUAAUUGCUGCUAAUAUUCUAUGCACCAAAUUCGAAAGCAAUUAACAGAAGCUCUGAUUAUGUGAAUUUUGUACUUCAGAAUAAAUGAAGGUAUUUACCUGGUUAGACAUGAAUAUCAAAAUACGAUCAUCUCUUGAACAGUUUUUUUUUUUUUGUUGUUUUUUUGUUUUGUUGUUUUUUUGUUUUGUUGGUUUUUUUUUUUUGUUUUUGUUUUUUAAUGGCCGGGAUGACGACUAUCUGACAACCAUCUUUAAUAAGGAAAGAAUGGUUGUUUUAACUUUUUUAUGACUACAAUAAAAAAAUAAAAACUAGCAUACGCUAUAAAGGGCAGUUGCCUAUUGUUUUGCAUUGCAAUGCUGUGAUGAUAAUAAAUAGGCUUCUGACAAUUCUCAAAUACACUACGGGUAGAUAUCACGACAACAAAUCCGGAUGUAUUUCAACAAUAACAAAGAGACUUGUGCAAACUUAACUACAAGUACUAAUCAUGCGCAUUUGAUCUCGAUAAUUUGGGGUCACAUAAUGGCCCAUCUUGUUCAGACUGUAUGGGGGGAACGUUGCCAAAGCGGAUUAUUUAAUGCACGUAAAUUGUCUUAAACCAGUUUUUAAUCGUUUCCGACCUGCUGUAUGCUUAGUUCACUAACAAAUCAAUCGGCCAAAUAAUAAGAUCUCCUUUACCUGGGUUAGUGUCUGCUUGAUAUUCUCACCUGAAAUACACUUAACAUUAUUAUUUUAUAGGUUAAAUUAUGAUGCAGUUAUGAACCGAUCUCUCUGUAUAUUGGUCUAAACUGGCACAGCGGCUUGGGGUUACAUAACCACAUGUGCUGUCCCGUGUGCUCUCUUAUGUAAAAAAAAUAAAGAAAGAAAAAGAAAAAAAAAACUGUACAUAGCCUAUAAUUUCUAUAUAUUUAUCGAAAAUAUAAAUGUCCUUACGUGUCAGUAAGUCCAAAGCAAAAUGUUUCGAAAUGGAAUGUUGUUCAGAAUCUUGUUUUCAUAAUGUUUAAUAAAAACUUCUGUCAAAUGCUUCAA
This is a messenger RNA of Danio aesculapii, 4134 nucleotides long. It is a transcript of the gene mafaa, whose product is annotated as MAF bZIP transcription factor Aa. NCBI's taxonomy places the organism in Eukaryota, Metazoa, Chordata, Actinopteri, Cypriniformes, Danionidae. The transcript has a single exon. The record is from RefSeq and is a predicted model, not a curated record. Gene Ontology annotation, biological process: regulation of transcription by RNA polymerase II. The coding region runs from base 747 to 1694 and encodes 315 amino acids. Gene Ontology annotation, molecular function: RNA polymerase II cis-regulatory region sequence-specific DNA binding; DNA-binding transcription factor activity, RNA polymerase II-specific. Gene Ontology annotation, cellular component: nucleus.